Molecule: messenger RNA, 1038 nt
Organism: Impatiens glandulifera
Lineage: Eukaryota; Viridiplantae; Streptophyta; Magnoliopsida; Ericales; Balsaminaceae
Product: stem-specific protein TSJT1-like
Exons: 4
Coding region: 91-849 (252 amino acids)
Source: RefSeq, a predicted model, not a curated record
CUCUUUCGUUCUCUUAAAUCAAGACUCCAUCUUCUUCUUCUUCUUGCCAUUUCCCAUCUUCAAUCUCCAAUCGAUCGAGCAAAAAGAAAAAUGCUUGCAGUGUUCGAAGAAUCGGUGGCCAAAAGCCCCGAAGCCUUAGCCAGUCCUCACUCCUCUGAAUCCUCUGCUUGCGCUUUGAAAGACGGUUUCCUUGCUCAGCAUUUCUCUUCAAAACACUCUGGUUCCGUUACAAUCAACCUUGCUUCUUCUGGGUUCUUGGCAUUUAACAAUGAAAAGCAAAACCCACUUCUCCCAAGAUUGUUUGCUGUUGUUGAUGACAUAUUCUGUCUGUUUCAAGGCCAUAUUGAGAACGUGGCUCAUUUGAAACAGCAAUAUGGGUUAAGUAAGUCUGCAAAUGAAGUGAUUAUUGUGAUUGAAGCUUACAGGACAUUGAGAGAUAGAGGACCUUACCCACCUGAUCAGGUUGUGAGAGAUUUUAAUGGCAAAUUUGCUUUUAUUCUCUUUGACAGUUCAUCCAAAUCCACUUUCAUAGCUGUUGAUGCUGAUGGGAGUGUCCCAUUCUUCUGGGGAACUGAUGCCCAAAGCCAUCUUGUUUUGGGGGAUGAUUCUGAAAUGGUUAAGAAAGCCUGUGGAAAAUCAUUUGCACCAUUUCCUAAAGGAUGCUUUUUCACAACCUCGGGAGGGUUGAGAAGUUUUGAGCACCCAUUGAAUGAGGUGAAGCCAGUGCCAAGAGUGGACAGUUCAGGGGAAGUGUGUGGAUCUCUAUUCAAAGUGGAUUCAGAAUCCCGCAAGGAAUCUUUUGGCAUGCCUAGAGUCGGGAGUGCAGCAAAUUGGUCUCAGAAUUACUGACUUUUUUUAACCUUUCUUUCUCCAUCAUGAUCUUGCUACCUACUACUAUUCUGUAUGUUUGAGCUUUGAGCUCUCUUUAGUAACUGUAAUUUGAUUACAAAACCUUGAAAACUAUGUACUGUUACUUGUGCCAUUUCUUAUAUUUGAUGUUGGUCUUCAUAUGAUGGUAUUUGUGUUUUGUUCAUUGUU